This is a messenger RNA of Ceratotherium simum simum (southern white rhinoceros), 1948 nucleotides long. It is a transcript of the gene SMIM10L3, whose product is annotated as small integral membrane protein 10 like 3. The record is from RefSeq and is a predicted model, not a curated record. NCBI's taxonomy places the organism in Eukaryota, Metazoa, Chordata, Mammalia, Perissodactyla, Rhinocerotidae.
UGGGGUCUUCUGCAAGGGGCUGACCCGCACGCUGCUCAUCUUCUUCGACCUUGCCUGGCGGCUCCGCAUCAACUUCCCCUACCUCUACAUCGUGGCUUCCAUGAUGCUCAACGUCCGCUUGCAGGUUCACAUUGAGAUCCAUUGAAGGCCUUCUGCUGAUUGACAAAGGCGUGUCUUCAGGCUCACCACAUCAGAGAACACACAGCAUGAGGGAUGGAAGAGGGGCUCUCGGCAUCUGCCUCGCAAAAGUGACGGGAGAGGGAGAGGACAUGGACAAACUAUUACAUAGACUUAAAAGAACACAGAAGGAGGGCCCUUGCCCAUCAGACAUACCUUUCUGGUUGAUUAAGCCUGCAGUUGAUGUAAAUGGAAAUUCACAAAAUGAGGAGUUAUCAUUGGAAAUGAGAAAUGAUCUGAGUGAGUUCAACCUCUUGCUUCACAAUGGCAACCAAGUGCUGCCAUCUUUGAACGAAUCAUUAAGGAGAAAUUCAGCAGCGGCUCAGAGCAAGACUGUGGAUCUGUUCUUUGCUCCUGUAGAAGAAGAGUGUUUUGCUGGGGUGUCCUGUGGUGUUGGGGAAGCUCUGGUGAGGGACUGGCUGGGAGGAGGGCCCAGGGCCACUGAUGGCCACAGAGGAUGGUGCCACAAAGGAGAGCCUUGGGAGUCAGGACUACUGUGCCGUCAAAAACCGUCAGAAAUGGGGAUUUCUGAGGAUCAACCACCCAGUGCUUUUCUUGAGGGGCUAGGCCCUGAGUUGGAACCAUCUUGCCUGCAUUCCAUCCUGUCUACACUGCUGCACACACGUCCCGAGGUAUUCCUGAAUGAUGAGACAACUGUUUUCCUUGGCCAUUCAGAGCCUAUGUUUUCAGAGCAAACAGUAGAAUACAAGAAAAUACUUUCAAGUGUAAAAAGUACCUCAAAUGGUCUGCAGAUAACACUGGGUUUACUGGCUCUACAAGCUUUCGAAUUAGCAAAGCCAUUAUGCCAUAGUUAAGGUACAAGCAGAACAAUAAAAAUAGUGAGAUUAAUUUUAAAAAUUGUCAGAAUGAUUUGUUUCGCAUUAAGUCUGGAUGCAAACAGUGCAGCCAUGAAAUUCUUCUUUGGUUUGACCAGACAAACUUAAAAGAAGUGGAAUUUAAACUCAUGGAAAGCUGGUUGAUGUGGAAGGGAAUUUUUGAGAAUGUUCUAAAAUGUGCUUAAAAAGACAUUCAGGAUUGGGAAACCAUUUCCUGGAAAACAUUAAUGUAUCCUAUAUAAAUAUCAGAUUAGAACAUAAAGAUUUAACAUAAAGUUCUUUAUAUAUCUUCAACACCCAUUCUAAAGGGCUACUGUCCCAGAUACCGUCUCUUCAGACUGUGUCUGACCAUCUAACGGAAGUGGAUAUUUGUAAAAGUCACCCCCUCGGUACUUGCUCUAAGCCUUGCUGAGUUGAUGGUAAGCUGUUACCAUUUCUGCAUUUGGUAGAAUAAUUUUGGUCUGCAGCAAAAUUGGAUUUCUUUUCUCACAUCCCUUACUUCCACUUGAAAUGCAAUUUAAAUGGAGGCCCUACGGUGAAAGUUGCAAUAUUAAACUUAGUUUUAGAAUAAUCCUUUCUCAAAGUAGGAACCCUAGCACUGUUGCCUGGAGUAAAAAUGAGCUUGAGACUUUAAGCUGUAGCUCAGUUAUAGAGAGGCAAAUCGAGUAUUUCCGUCAUAGAAAGUUUCCAGUUUAUAGGAAUUGAGGUAGCUUUUACAUUAAGAUUUUUCUGAGGAAACCCCUUUUGUUGUUGAUAACUUUGGUAAACGUCACUUCAGAGCAUAAGUUUUUAAGAAAUCCCAAAGUAAGACUUAAAACAACCACUUUUGGGGUUAUUGAUUGCAUAUAUGUGUGCUAAAUUACUAUGCUGUGUGCUAUCUUAGUGUUUUGGGAAAAUGAAAAAUAAAAUCUGUUCUUUAGCAUAAUAAAUAUUUU